UCAAUUCCAAGAUGGAGAAAAUGAUUAAAAGGUUGCAAACUUUUGUCCAGAUAAAAGAUAUCAUUGGCUUGCAGAGAACUGUAAGUGAUAGAUUUUCUCGUAGAACCCCUUCAAGUUCAGUGGUAAAUGAAUCUGUCAUUGUGGGUAGGAAUGAUGAUAAAGAUGACUCAUCAAUAUGUUGGUAUCAGACUGUGGCACCAGUAGAAAUAAUAAUUUAGGUGUUGUUGCAAUCUUGGGUAUGGGAGGUGUCGGUAAAACAACCCUUGCACAACUUGUUUACAAUGAUGAAAAGGUUGAACACCAUUUUGAUCUCAAGGCCUGGGUUUAUGUAUCAGAGGAUUUCGAUGUUGUGAGAGUAACCAAGUCUCUCAUUGAAUCUGUUGUUAGAAAUACAUCAUCUUCUGCUUCAAAGGUCUGGGAAAGCAAUAAUCUUGAUAUCCUUCGAGUUCAGUUAAAGAAAAUCUCAAGGGAGAAGAGAUUUUUGUUUGUGUUGGAUGAUCUAUGGAAUGACAAUUACAAUGAUUGGGAUGAGCUAGUAAGUCCACUCAUUGAUGGAAAACCUGGAAGUAUGGUGAUUAUAACAACCCACCAACGAAAAGUUGCUGAGGUGGCACGCACAUUUCCUAUACAUAAACUAAAACUUUUAUCAAAUGAAGAUUGUUGGUCUUUACUCUCAAAGCAUGCAUUGGGAAGUGAUGAGUUUCACAAUAGUACAAACACAACCCUUGAAGAAAUAGGCAGAAAGAUUGCAAGAAAGUAUGGAGGAUUGCCAAUAGCUGCUAAAACAAUAGGAGGACUUCUACGUUCAAAGGUAGACAUAACAGAGUGGACUUCAAUUUUGAACAGCAACGUAUGGAACUUAUCAAAUGAUAAUAUUCUUCCUGCUUUGCAUUUGAGUUAUCAAUAUCUUCCCUCUCAUUUGAAAAGAUGUUUUGCAUAUUGUUCAAUUUUUCCAAAGGAUUUCCCACUUGAUAAGAAGACAUUGGUUUUGUUGUGGAUGGCAGAAGGCUUCCUCGAUUGUUCUCAAGAGGGAAAAAUGGCAGAGGAAGUAGGUGAUGACUGCUUUGCUGAAUUGUUGUCCAGAUCCUUAAUUCAGCAAUCAAAUCAUGUUGGUCGUGGAAAAAAGUUUUUCAUGCAUGACCUUGUCAACGAUUUAGCUACAAUCGUAUCUGGAAAAAGUUGUUACAGGCUUGAAUGUGGUAAUGUCUCUAAAAAUGUCCUCCAUUUGUCAUAUACCCAAGAAGUGUAUGACAUUUUCAUGAAGUUUAAAAGUUUCAACAAUUUUAAAUGCUUGUGAAGCUUCAUGCCCAUUUGCUUAUGGAGAGAACAAAAUUACUUAUCCACCAAGGUAGUUGAUGAUUUGCUACCAACACUCAAAAGGUUGCGUGUGUUAUCGCUGUCAAAGUAUACAAAUAUCACCAAGCUACCUGAUUAAAUUGGCAAUUUGGUGUAGUUGCGGUAUCUAGAU
Messenger RNA from Medicago truncatula (barrel medic), 1468 nucleotides. Its product is annotated as putative disease resistance RPP13-like protein 1. Lineage: Eukaryota; Viridiplantae; Streptophyta; Magnoliopsida; Fabales; Fabaceae. Gene Ontology annotation, biological process: defense response to other organism. The record is from RefSeq and is a predicted model, not a curated record. Bases 176 to 1297 code for a protein of 373 amino acids. The transcript has a single exon. Gene Ontology annotation, molecular function: ADP binding.